This is a messenger RNA of Lemur catta (Ring-tailed lemur), 723 nucleotides long. Its product is annotated as dnaJ homolog subfamily B member 3-like. Gene Ontology annotation, biological process: protein refolding; positive regulation of proteasomal ubiquitin-dependent protein catabolic process. Gene Ontology annotation, cellular component: cytosol; endoplasmic reticulum membrane. The record is from RefSeq and is a predicted model, not a curated record. The coding region runs from base 1 to 723 and encodes 240 amino acids. The transcript has a single exon. Gene Ontology annotation, molecular function: ATPase activator activity; Hsp70 protein binding. NCBI's taxonomy places the organism in Eukaryota, Metazoa, Chordata, Mammalia, Primates, Lemuridae.
AUGGUGGACUACUACGAGGUGCUGGGCGUGCCCCGGCAGGCCUCCUCCGAGGCCAUCAAGAAGGCAUACCGCAAGCUGGCGCUCAAGUGGCACCCCGACAAAAAUCCUGACAACAAGGAGGAAGCGGAGCAGAGAUUCAAACAAGUGGCCGAGGCCUACGAAGUGUUGUCGGACUCCAAGAAACGCGACGUCUAUGAUCGGUAUGGCAAGGCUGGCGUGGAUGGUGGGGGCGCCACCGGGGCCCCCUUCGAGGACCCCUUCGAGUACAUCUUCACCUUCCGUGACCCGGCCGAGGUCUUCAGGGAGUUCUUUGGUGGCCGGGACCCAUUUUCGUUUGACUUCUUCGGUGACCCGCUUGAGAACAUUUUUGGGGGUCGGAGGACCUCCCGGGGAAGCAGAAGCAGAGGGUCAGCAUCCCUGUUCUCCACAUUCAAUGAAUUUCCAGUCUUUGGGGGUGGUUUUUCUUCUUUCGAUACAGGAUUUACUUCGUUUGGCUCCCUGGGAAAUGGGGGCCUUUCUUCCUUCUGCAUGUCUGCUGGUGGUGGUGGAACAGGCAGCUUCAAGUCCAUGUCGACAUCCACAGAAAUAGUUAAUGGCAAAAAAAUCACCACCAAGAGAAUUAUUGAGAAUGGCCAAGAAAGAGUGGAAGUGGAAGAAGAUGGAGAGUUAAAGUCCCUGAUAAUAAAUGGCAAAGAGCAGCUGCUACACAUUGACACCAAGUAA